Effrenium voratum is the source of this 1638-nucleotide messenger RNA. NCBI's taxonomy places the organism in Eukaryota, Dinophyceae, Suessiales, Symbiodiniaceae. The record is from the annotation of a GenBank genome assembly.
AUGAGCGACGAGACAAUCUCCACCGGAUUGCCGCAGCCCGAAGGGCCGGCCAAUCUGAUCGAGACCGACUAUGAGGUCGGUCAGGACAAUAUCGAGACCUCGAUCGGCCCGUUCGGGCUCGACAUCCACAAUCCGGUCUUCAUGAUUUCGGGCCUGUCUGUGGUCGCCUUCGUCGUGCUGACGCUGGCCUUCCAGAACCAGGUCGAUCCGCUGUUCAACGGCCUGCGCGGCUGGCUGACCUCGACGCUGGACUGGUUCUUCCUGGCCGCAGCCAAUGUCUUCGUGCUGCUGUGUCUGGUGUUGAUCGUCACCCCGCUCGGCAAGGUGCGCCUUGGCGGCCGCGACGCGACGCCCGACUACACCUAUAUGGGCUGGUUCGCCAUGCUGUUCGCCGCCGGCAUGGGCAUCGGCCUGAUGUAUUUCGGCGUCUCCGAACCGAUCUCGCACUUCACCUCGUCGCUCGGCGGAACCGCGAUGGACAAUGGCGUUCGCACCGACUGGGCGCCGCUGGGCGGCGCGGUCGGCGACGAACAGGCGGCCGCCAAUCUGGGCAUGGCCGCCACCAUCUUCCAUUGGGGCCUGCACCCCUGGGCGAUCUAUGCGAUCGUCGCCCUGUCGCUGGCGCUGUUCUCCUACAACAAGGGCCUGCCGCUGACGAUCCGCUCGGUCUUCUACCCGAUCUUCGGCGACCGGGUAUGGGGCUGGACCGGCCACAUCAUCGACACGCUGGCCGUCUUUGCCACCCUGUUCGGCCUUGCCACCUCGCUCGGCUUCGGCGCCUCGCAGGCAAGCGCCGGUCUCGAAUACCUUUACGGCGUUCCCAACACCGACACGUUUCAGGUGAUCCUGAUCCUGGCGAUCACCGCCAUCGCCCUGAUGUCGGUCGUCGCCGGGCUCGAUGCGGGCGUCAAGCGCCUGUCGGAGAUCAACAUGGUGCUGGCCAUGCUGCUGCUGGCGUUCGUCAUCAUCGUCGGCCCGACGCUGGCGAUCAUCACCGGCUUCUUCACCAAUCUGGGCGUCUAUCUGGCCGACCUGCCGGCCCUGUCGAUGCCGUUCGGCCGCGAGGACGCCAAUUUCAGCCAGGGCUGGACGGCGUUCUACUGGGCCUGGUGGAUUUCCUGGUCGCCUUUCGUCGGCAUGUUCAUCGCCCGCGUCUCGCGCGGCCGCACGGUGCGCGAAUUCAUCAUCUGCGUGCUGCUGAUCCCGUCCGCCGUCUGCGUGCUCUGGAUGACCGCGUUCGGCGGCACCGCCAUCCACCAGAUCGUCAAUGACGGGUUCACCGGCGUUGCCGAUGCGGGGCAGGACUUCAAGCUGUUCGUCAUGCUGUCGCAAUAUCCGCUGGCCGCGAUCACCUCGUUCGUCGCGAUCGUCCUGGUGAUCGUCUUCUUCGUCACCUCGUCGGACUCCGGCUCGCUGGUGAUCGACACGAUCACCGCCGGCGGCAAGGUCGAUGCGCCGCUGCCGCAGCGCGUGUUCUGGUGCACCUUCGAGGGGCUGGUGGCGAUCGCGCUGCUGCUCGGCGGGGGCUUGGGCGCGCUUCAGGCGAUGGCGGUCUCGACCGGCUUUCCGUUCACCAUCGUCCUGCUUCUGGCCUGCUUUGCCAUCGUCAAAGGCCUGAUGGACGAGCCCAGGGACUGA